AUGUCAUCGACGGAAAGCGGGGCGAGUGGUGAUGGUGGUGGUGGCGCCGGCAACAGCAACAGCAGCAGUCCCAAAGUGCCCUCACCCAGCCGCAGAACGUACCGGCGUGGGCGUGAACUUCAUCGCACGUCAACGGCCACGUCGUCGUAUUCGUCGGCCGGUUCGAUUACGUCCAUACUGUCUAGCCUUUCGUCGGUGAACAGUGCCGCCGGUGGUCAACAACAUUCCCAGCGCAAACAGCGCCGCCACAAGCGGCGGACGGUCAGACCCGCAGCAGCGGGUGGUACGACGACCGGUAGUAAGUCCGGUUCGGAAACCAAAGGUGAAAGCACGCGGCGACGAUCGCGAAAAACGAUGACCAACAAAGCGACCGCCGAUACCCGAUGGACCGACGAAAGCCGGUCCGAUUCUUCAGAACAUUCCAUUGAGGGACCAGUGUCGAUGCCAUGGUUCGGCAUGGACAUUGGCGGUACGUUGACAAAGCUGGUGUACUUCGAGCCGAAAGAUAUCACACCGGGCGAGCUGGACCAGGAGGCUCGGAUUUUGCGCAACAUUCGGCGCUACCUGACGAAAAAUUCCGCCUACGGCAAGACCGGCCACCGGGACAGCCACCUGCAGAUGGACGAUGUGGUGAUCCGUGGCCGCCGUGGCUCGUUACACUUCAUCCGCUUUCCGACGUCGGAAAUGCUGAGCUUUCUGAAGCUCGCCAAAUCCAAAGGCAUGGCACAGCUGGUGACGACCGUGUGCGCAACCGGGGGCGGUGCCUUCAAGUUCGAGGACGACUUUCGGCAGCACGUCAACAUGAAGCUGGCCAAGUUCGACGAGCUGGACGCGUUGAUCAAGGGCAUCCUGUUUACCGAAACGCACAACAAAUGUGAAUGCUACUUUUGGGAGAAUGCCAAUGAGAUUAGUAGUACGAAGAAAAAGUUCGACUUUAGUCAACCGUACCCGUUUAUACUGGUGAACGUCGGCUCGGGCGUAUCGGUGCUGGCGGUGCGUGGCCCGGACAACUACAAGCGCAUCUCCGGUACGAGCCUGGGUGGCGGAACAUUCCUGGGCCUGUGCUGUCUGCUCACCGGCUGUGAAACAUUCGAGGAAGCAAUACAAUUAGCGACGAAGGGUGAUCAUAAGAAAGUAGAUAAGUUAGUUAAAGACAUUUACGGCGGCGACUACGAGCGGUUCGGGUUGCCCGGUGAGUUGGUCGCAUCAAGCUUCGGACAGAUGCAUCUACCGGAACGAAGGCAGAGCGUUAGCAAGGAGGAUCUGGCCCACGCUAUUCUUGUGACGAUCACCAACAACAUCGGUUCGAUCGCACGCAUGUGUGCAAGUAAUGAGAAGAUCGAGAAGGUUGUGUUCGUGGGCAACUUCCUGCGUGUGAAUCCGAUAUCGAUGAAGCUGCUAGCGUACGCGAUGGAUUACUGGUCGAAGGGAACGCUCAAAGCCUUGUUCCUGGAGCACGAAGGCUACUUCGGUGCUGUCGGUUGCCUUUUGCAGUUCAACGGCGAGCUGCACGCACAAGUCGGUGAUUUACUUACUUAGAUUAGUAGAUA
This is a messenger RNA of Anopheles marshallii, 1550 nucleotides long. It is a transcript of the gene fbl, whose product is annotated as pantothenate kinase 3. Bases 1 to 1539 code for a protein of 512 amino acids. Lineage: Eukaryota; Metazoa; Arthropoda; Insecta; Diptera; Culicidae. Gene Ontology annotation, molecular function: pantothenate kinase activity; ATP binding. Gene Ontology annotation, biological process: coenzyme A biosynthetic process. Gene Ontology annotation, cellular component: nucleus; cytosol. The record is from RefSeq and is a predicted model, not a curated record. The transcript has 5 exons.